UAAAAUUCGAACGUUGAGGAUGUAUCGAACUUCGGGGAUAAAUUUUCUCGAGAAAUAUCAAACUAAUUACAUACGGCAUCCAUUGCAGCAGGAAAUCAUGGGAUUCCCGUUAUUGUGGCUGGGCAUCACUUCGGGACUGCGAGCGGCAUGGCCCCUCAUGCACACAUUGCUGUUUAUAAAGCUCUUUACAGAAGCUUUGGAGGCUUUGCUGCUGAUGUUGUUGCUGCCAUAGACCAGGCAGCUGAAGAUGGUGUUGAUAUAAUAAGCUUUUCCAUCACUCCAAAUCGACGCCCUCCUGGAAUAGCAACAUUCUUCAAUCCUAUAGAUAUGGCAUUGCUUUCGGCAGUAAAAGCCGGAAUAUUCAUCGUGCAAGCGGCAGGAAAUACUGGGCCUUCGCCCAAAAGCAUGUCCUCCUUUAGCCCGUGGAUUUUUACUGUCGGUGCUUCUUCUCAUGAUAGGAUCUAUAAUAAUUAUCUGGUACUAGGCAACAAUCUAACCAUUUCAGGAGUGGGACUUGCUCCUGGAACAGUUGGUGAUUCUAUGUACACUCUCAUUGCUCCAAAUCAUGCGCUAAAGAAUGAUACAACUAAUGCAAAUGAUAUGUUUUUGGGAGAAUGCCAGGAUUCCACUCCUUUGGACCAGAAAUUGAUUAAAGGAAAGCUAUUGAUUUGCAGUUAUUCUGUUCGAUAUGUACUCGGUCUAUCCUCUGUCAAACAAGCUUUGCAUACAGCGAAGAAUGUUAGUGCAACCGGAGUUAUAUUCUACUUGGAUCCAUUUGUUAUUGGGUUUCAACUGAACCCUACUCCGAUGCAUAUUCCAGGGCUCAUAAUACCAUCUUCUGAUGACUCUAAGGUUUUCCUUAAGUACUACAAUAGUUCCUUAGUGAGAGACGAGGCAUCAAAAAGAAUUAUCACUUUUGGUGCUGUCGCCAAAAUACUGGGUGGUCUUAAGCCCAAUUACAGUAAUUCUGGGCCACAAGUGAUGUAUUAUUCGGCGAGGGGGCCAGAUCCCGAGGACAGCUCAUUAUCUGAUGCUGAUAUCCUGAAACCCAAUUUAAUAGCCCCUGGUAAUUUUAUAUGGGGAGCUUGGAGUUCGCGUGGUACAGACUCUUCUGAAUUUCAAGGUGAGAAAUUUGCGAUGAUCUCCGGAACAAGUAUGGCCGCUCCCCAUGUAGCUGGAAUCGCUGCUUUAAUCAAACAGAAGUUUCCGGAAUUUAGUCCUGCAGCAAUAGGUUCUGCAUUAUGCACAACUGCCACACAGUAUGACAGGCAAGGUGGGCCGAUCAUAGCCCAGCGGACUUAUAAUAGCCCGGAUUCGGCCCAAUCACCUGCUACACCCUUCGACAUGGGCUGCGGCCUGGUGAAUGCUACUGCUGCUUUAGACCCUGGAUUGAUUUUUGAUUCUGGUUAUGAUGACUUCUUCUCCUUUCUUUGCGGCAUCAAUGGGUCAGGUCCCGCGGUGCUGAAUUAUACAGGCAAUAGCUGUGGAACUCCCACCAUUAACAGCGCAGAUUUAAACCUCCCUUCUAUAACUAUAGCAGUACUCAAUCAAUCGAGAACGGUUGUACGAACUGUCACCAAUAUAGCAAAUGAUGAGACCUACAAUCUUUAUUGGAGUGCUCCUUAUGGAGUAUCAGUUGCGAUAACGCCCACUCGGUUUUUCAUCCAAAAAGGCCAAAAGCAGAAGAUAACUUUUAUUAUAAAUGCCAUUAUGAAUAGCUCCUCUGCGAGCUUCGGGAAAGUCGGGUUCUACGGGAGCCAAGGCCAUAGGUUCUAUUUUCCAUUAAGUGUCAUCUCGAAGAUUAUAUACAACACUACUAUAACCUGACAUGAUUUCCUUUUCUCAGUGAUUUUGGUGUAUAUUUUGGAGCAUCCUGAUGUAAUUAGAAGAGUGGGUGAUCAAUAAUUUUACGGAUGUACUUUUACCUCGGCUCGAUGAACAGAAUCCUUUUAACAAGCGAUCCUUCGGUUGAUCUUAUUCAACAGGAAUCACUUAUUAUGUGUUUGAUUACAUUGCUACAAAUGUAUCGAUACGUCGUGCAUGUGAUUGUUAA
Ananas comosus (pineapple) is the source of this 2053-nucleotide messenger RNA. RefSeq names its product subtilisin-like protease SBT2.3. NCBI's taxonomy places the organism in Eukaryota, Viridiplantae, Streptophyta, Magnoliopsida, Poales, Bromeliaceae. Gene Ontology annotation, biological process: proteolysis. The record is from RefSeq and is a predicted model, not a curated record. Gene Ontology annotation, molecular function: serine-type endopeptidase activity. The coding region runs from base 148 to 1827 and encodes 559 amino acids. The transcript has 8 exons.